Molecule: messenger RNA, 2404 nt
Organism: Centruroides sculpturatus (bark scorpion)
Lineage: Eukaryota; Metazoa; Arthropoda; Arachnida; Scorpiones; Buthidae
Product: transcriptional repressor scratch 1-like
Exons: 2
Coding region: 204-1265 (353 amino acids)
Biological process (GO): regulation of DNA-templated transcription
Molecular function (GO): DNA-binding transcription factor activity, RNA polymerase II-specific; RNA polymerase II cis-regulatory region sequence-specific DNA binding
Source: RefSeq, a predicted model, not a curated record
GGAUCGCCGAUUCCCGUCGACGGGCCGGAAGGCCCUGAAAUCGGUUCAGGACCUUCUUCCGAUGUACGAGGGCCCACGGUCGUCGGUUCCGGUUCCGGUGCGUAGACGGGCCGGCCGCGGAUCCGACGGACGCGGAGAACGCUGAAGAGAGGAGGGGAGAGAGCGCGAGUGUCUGCGCGCGUGGAGAGGGAAGGUUGCCAAAAAUGCGGAUCUAUUUCGGUCCCGCGUCGGUGGCGAGCCUUCUAUUGGUCGAGACGGGAUCUGCCGGUGUGCGUAAGUUGGCCGCGGUCCCCCGAAAUAUUAUUCGAUCGCCAGCCGCGUCCGGCGAAGUAACGUCGAAGGGACUUCCGCGCCACGACCGUAAUUCGACUCCCCGGACCUCGGUAUCCCCGAUCCCCCGGCGCGCGGUCCCCCGCACACGCGGUGUGGCCGGAGGGACGAGGCGAAGAGCCAUGCCCAGAGCCUUCCUCAUCACCAAUCGGCGCUACGACGCCGACUUCGACUAUCGACGUUCGCACGUGCCCACCGAGAACAGCCCCGAGAGAAGCGUCCGGACGGCGGAGGACCCGACGGACGGAGAGGCCAGCGACCCCCGACCGGCCCGACCCGACGGUCCCGGAUCCCCGGCCGACACCACCCGCGCCCCUUCGCCGGGGCGCCGCCCGCCCCAGCCGGGGCCUCCCGGGGCCCGGUCGCUGGACUUCCCGCGCCCGGCGGUGGCGCGGGGCCAGGCGGCGGCGCUGCACCGGACGGUGCUAGCGGCGGUGGUGCGGCGGAUGGCGUGCGAGGAGCGGGCGGCGCCCCCCCGGGAGGCGCACGCCUGUCCCGAGUGCGGCAAGCGCUACAGCACUUCCAGCAACCUGGCCAGACACAGGCAGACGCACCGCAGCGUGACGGACAAGAAGGCGCGCAAGUGUCCACACUGCGACAAGGUGUACGUCUCGGUGCCGGCCUACAGCAUGCAUGUCAGGACCCACGGUCGGGGCUGCCAGUGUCCUUACUGCGGAAAGUGCUUCAGUCGACCCUGGCUGCUGCAGGGCCACGUGCGCACCCACACCGGGGAGAAGCCCUUCGGCUGUCCCGUCUGCAACAAGGCCUUCGCCGACAAGAGCAACCUGCGGGCCCACAUCCAGACGCAUUCCAGCAGCAAGCCCUUCAUCUGCCAGAGAUGCGGAAAGGCCUUCGCCCUGAAGAGUUACCUCUACAAGCACGAGGAGUCGUCCUGCAUGCGCCUGCACCGCCGACAGGCCGACCCGCGCGCCUAGCGGCGCCCGGUCGAUUUCCUUUUCGUGGACCACGGAAGCGUCCGUCCCUUGCCGGGUCCGGCGGCGUUCCGAGGGACUUUUUCUCCUCCUCCGAAAAUAGGUCCGGGCCCGGCUCUUCCCGGAAUCUCUCAUCCGCCUCUAUUUAUAGUCGGCCGCACGGCAGGUCACCGCCGCCCGGCGGCGCGGCACACGUCCGUCCUAUUUAUUUCGAUAACUUAUUUACGGCGGGUCCGUCCGACGAGAGAGACCUUCCGCUCCGCGGAUUCCCGUAGGGCGGCGGGAAGGGCCCGGCACUUUAUUUUUGUAAGCGUCUUCCGCCCGACGUAUUUUUUUGUACUUUUUUAUAACGAAGGACUCAGCGCGUCCAAUUGUAUUUCUUGUGUUUUUGUAUUAAUAAACCGAGUUUUGUACUUAAUCCGUCUCCGUCUGCAAAGGAAAGACUUGGGCGGAACGUCCGUCCGUCGUCUGGGCUUUAAAUAGAGAGAUGCCCGAAAUAAACGCGGGUCGACGAAUCCUUCCCGGGGGAGGCCGAACCACCCGAACGAGAGGAGCGUCUCCCGGCCCGCUCCUCUCCUUCGGUUCGGCACGCGCCCGAGAAAUACAACUCCGCCGGAUGCGAGCAGCUAUAUUUAUCCGGGACGGGCGCGUGGCCGAAUCUUCCCCCCGCGGACGGGAAAGUGGCGGGCGGUGGGAGGCAGCGAGUGGCGACGUUCCCUCCUGGACCGCUUCCAGAGCUAUAAAAAUGCGACAGGUGUCGCCCCCUUCCGCUUUCCGUCGGGAGGAAGGUUUGCCCACUUUCUAAUUCGGUCGGCGCCGGGAGAAGGUCGCGACCGACUUUUCUCUCGGGUGUCGGACUUUUCUCCGACUCCUUUCUUCCCUCCCGUUUGUCCGCAUCCGCCGGCGGAGAGACGAUGGCCAGACGACAACGCUUUUCUAUUCCGGGAAAGAAGUCGCCCGCGGAUGGACUUUAGAACGUAAAUAGCGGAAAGGAAAGAACGCAGAAGAAGAAGGCGAGAGACGGGUGAUUUCCGGAGGAGACGAUGCGGCUGACGUCUUUCCGUCGUUUACCGGAAGAGUUCGGCACGAAACAGAGGAAACGAUGCCAGACCGCGGGUUUCUUUCCGAGGGAAUCCCAAAGG